AUGUACGCCCUCAGCACGGAGAAGGCGCCCACGAUCCGCCCCCUGGGUGUCCGAGGCAAGUCGCGCGCGCCGGCCAACUACCAGUGCCAGAAGUGCCUCAACUACGGGCACUACACCUACGAGUGUUCGGGCUCGGCUGUGUACAUGAAGCGUCCGUCCCGCAGCGAGGUCAUUCGCGACCCCUCGCUCCACCCUUCCUACACGCUCGACGUCCCGCCUCCCGAGCUGCCCGACGCCACGAAGCAGAUCCAAGCGGAGGUGGCCAAGUGGAAGGAGGCCAGAGACAAGAAGAAGAGAAAGGAGGAGAGGAAGCACAGGAAGAAGAGGAAGCGCGAUGACAGUUCCUCGUCCGACUCCUCGUCCGAUUCAUCGUCAGACUCCGACAGCAGCAGCGACAGCGACAGCUCGUCCGACUCGUCUGAUUCUUCAUCGGACUCAGACUCUUCCUCAGAUUCGUCGUCCUCGCCCUCGGACUCAAGCGAUAGCGAGAGCGAGAGCAGCGGAGAUGACCGGCGCGCGAAGAAAGCCAAGAGCAGGGAUCAUAAGAAGGACGUCGACAAGGAUGACGGCGCCAAGGGCGACAGGCAAUCCUCGCGAGGCCGCUCCCACCGCGACGACGACGAGCGCUCGCCCUCCCCCAAGCGCGCCCGCGAGGCCGAAAACGGGGAAGCCAAGAGAAGCCACCGCGCCAGCCGCGACCGGCGCUCGCGUUCCCGCACCCCUCCGCGUCGCGACGAGGGCUCCCCCGCGAGAGCUGAUUCGAGGGAGCGGGAGCGCGGGCGGGACAGGGACGAGCACCACGACCGCGACCGCGGUGGAAGGGACCGAGGCAGGGAAGACACGAGGGACCGGGACAGGUCCGCCCACAGAGGCAGAGACGACCGGGACAGCGAGAGAGGCAGAGAAAGGAGGCGGAGCAGAGAGAGGGAAGACAGAGGCAGAGAGAGGGACAGAGAGUGGGGGAGGGACGACGACCGUCGCCACAGGCGCUGA
This is a messenger RNA of Acanthamoeba castellanii str. Neff, 993 nucleotides long. RefSeq lists its product as uncharacterized. The transcript is spliced from 5 exons. NCBI's taxonomy places the organism in Eukaryota, Discosea, Longamoebia, Acanthamoebidae. Bases 1 to 993 code for a protein of 330 amino acids. The record is from RefSeq and is a predicted model, not a curated record.